Tribolium madens (black flour beetle) is the source of this 1317-nucleotide messenger RNA. RefSeq names its product exosome complex component rrp45 (gene Rrp45). Lineage: Eukaryota; Metazoa; Arthropoda; Insecta; Coleoptera; Tenebrionidae. The transcript has 6 exons. The record is from RefSeq and is a predicted model, not a curated record. The coding region runs from base 62 to 1222 and encodes 386 amino acids. Gene Ontology annotation, cellular component: cytoplasmic exosome (RNase complex); nuclear exosome (RNase complex). Gene Ontology annotation, biological process: exonucleolytic trimming to generate mature 3'-end of 5.8S rRNA from tricistronic rRNA transcript (SSU-rRNA, 5.8S rRNA, LSU-rRNA); nuclear polyadenylation-dependent mRNA catabolic process; TRAMP-dependent tRNA surveillance pathway.
CCGACACAAUGUAUUCUCUUCUAACCUCACUUGUUGUUGAUUUUGAAAUUUGAAAAUAAGCAUGUCGAAAGUCCGGGAAACAUUAGUGACCAAUUGCGAAAGAAAAUUUCUAAUGAAAUGUUUGUCAGAAUGGAGGAGGUUAGAUGGCCGAAGUUUCGACGAAUUUCGCCCCUUAAAUCUGAAAUUUGGGAAACAUUGGGGCUCCUGUUACGUUUCCUUGGGCGAAACAAAAGUUUUAGCUCAAACAUCUUGUGAGAUUCAACAGCCGAAAUCUUCGAGACCGAGUGAAGGAAUUCUGAAUGUAAAUGUGGAAUUAAAUCCAUUGGCGGCUCCCCAUUUCGAAGCUGGCAGACAAUCAGAACUGUCAGUGCAGUUAAACCGUCUUUUGGAGAAAUGCGUUAAAGAUUCAAAAGCAAUCGAUUUGGAAUCAUUGUGUAUUAAGACAAACGAAAAAGUAUGGGCUUUGAAAGUUGAUAUUAAUGUGCUAAAUCACGAGGGGAAUAUUCUGGACUGUGCCUCAAUCGCUAUGUUGGCUUCUCUGUCUCAUUUCAGACGCCCUGAUGUUACUUGCGAUGGUGAAGAAUUUAUCAUUCAUACUUACCAACAGAGGGAUCCCAUCCCCACCGUUAUACACCACUAUCCAGUCUGUAUAACAUAUGCAAUUUUCAACGGGGGGGAGUAUAUUCUUGCUGAUCCUGUACUAAUCGAAGAAGGUACAGCUGAUGCGAUGCUAACAAUAGGCCUAAAUGGAUUUAAAGAACUGUGUGCUCUACAUUUAGGGGGAAAAACUGAACUUGCACCAAGUGUUAUUCUAAGUACAGUUUCUAAAGCGACAUCUCGGGCUACUAUUGUGAUAGAAGAAAUUAAAAAUUCAGUAAAAGCCGAUAAUGAACAAAGGCGAAAUAAGGCCCCUGUCGGGUUUCAUACUGAAGAUAAUUUCAAAACAACUGUACUUUUCGGACGAACGCUUGAUACGUGGCAUAAGAAUAAAAAUAAAAGGAAUAAAAAACAUAAAAAAGCACAAUCAGGACCUGAGAGUGUAGUUGUGAUUGAUAAAGCGUCAGUGGAACAUGUCCCUCGCCCUAAAGACGAAGUUUGGGACGUUGAUAAUAGUGAAGAUGAUUUGAUAAUAAUAGAGAAACCUAGAGUUCAAAUUGAGCUUCUAACAGACAGUGAGGAAGAUGAUGUGGUAAUAUUAGGACCUGAGAAAAAUAAAAAGUAAUUAUUUUUUUAUUAAAUGCUUUUUUUCUUAUAUGUAAUAACUUAAUAAAACUUUUAAAAUACGUAACUUCAAGUUGCGUCAUUAUUUACACCAUU